ACGACCAACAGCACUUUUGUCGUGACAAUUUCUGGUUUUAUAUAUUGAACUCUCCACUUUAUUUAUUUAUUUGAAAAACAGAGAGAAGAAGAUAGUGAACAAGAGAGUAGCGACUGGAGUGAACCAAAACUUGAUAACUGAAAGUUCAUCUGCUUAGGGUUUUGGAGCGGUUUCAAUUGUACUCGAUUUCAAAUUUUUCAAUGGCGAAAGGAAAGUUCACGCAUACAAGAUCACAGGGGAAGCGAUGGUCGACGGUUACGCUCGUUGCGUCAAUGCUUUUCAUGCUCACACUGGUUAUUCUCUUGCUCCUUGCACUCGGCAUUGUUUAUCUUCCAACUACCGACGACGAUUCUCCGAUCACGGAUCUCAGUUCCUUCCGGCGUAGAACCUCUCAAAGUUUGGAAGAGAAUCAGGAGCAGUGGACCGAAAUUCUCUCCUGGGAGCCGAGAGCUUUCAUUUUUCACAAUUUCCUGUCAAAAGUAGAAUGUGAAUACAUGAUCAAUCUUGCCAAACCUCACAUGGCAAAAUCAAGUGUUGUUGAUAGCCAGACUGGAAAGAGUGUAGAAAGCAGGGUUCGAACUAGUUCAGGAAUGUUUUUGAAGAGAGGAAAGGACAAAGUUAUCCAGACUAUAGAAAAAAGAAUUGCUGACUUUGCCUUCAUACCAGUAGAGAAUGGAGAAGGACUUCAGGUUCUUCACUAUGAAGUUGGGCAGAAAUAUGAACCUCACUAUGAUUACUUCCUUGAUGAGUUCAACACUAAAAAUGGAGGCCAACGUAUUGCUACAGUUCUUAUGUACCUUUCAGAUGUUGAAGAAGGUGGUGAGACCAUAUUUCCUGCUGCCAAGGCAAACUUUAGUUCUGUGCCAUGGUAUAAUGAUUUAUCUGUAUGUGCUAAAAAGGGUCUAUCAGUGAAACCAAAAAGGGGUGAUGCUCUGCUGUUUUGGAGCAUAAGGCCAGAUGCCACACUAGAUCCAUCAAGUUUACAUGGUGGUUGCCCAGUAAUUAGAGGAAAUAAAUGGUCUUCAACGAAGUGGAUGCAUCUUGAGGAGUACAAAGUUUGAGCCUCGCCUGCGCAGGAUACACAUGGAUUAUUACAUGGUGAGUAAAUCAUAAUAUUUCUAUUGGAAAAACACAGGUUUGUUCAAACUCGAUGCAUUACUACGCUACAUACUACCUAGUGACAUUUUACUUCACUUAGAUAUGCCAGCAGUUUCCCCGUGUAGCUGAAAAAAAUCCAUUCCCCUAGCUCACGAAUAAUCUUUGCAUUGCGGAUCCUAGAGAAAAGAGAGAUGCGGAAGGAGAGUAAUUUCAGUUGAUGAUACGAAUUGCUAUUUUUGUUUUCGGUUCCCACUAGGGUGGGGAAGUAAGAAAACUGGUCCACCGGUGGACCAGGGGUAUUUCAGAUAUUACCUCUUCCUCUCUUUCUCCCUCCCACUCCCCCCUCUCUCAUAGCCUCCCCGACCACCACCGCUUCUGCCAACCAUCGUCGCCUCCAUCGACAACCCUUCCUCCACCGCCAUCAAGCAUCAACCAAAUCUGGAAAUAAAGAUAGACAUCAAUUCCUCUGACCGCAUCGCAACUCCUUUUACUGGAAUUUAUUUUUACUGGGUUGGGUUCAGAGAGAGGUUGAAGAAGAAUCUUGAAGAAGAAGAAAAACCCAGAUCAGAAGCUAAACAGAGUUAAUUUCACAAUAGAAGAAGCAAUUAGCAAAGCCAAUUAAUAGUAUGCCAUGGUUUUAGUUUCCCAAUCCCAAACAGAGAGUUACCUUUAAACGGAACGAUUCACGGGACAUGGGCAUAUACCAAGUUCUCAACGAAGCCAGUGCUCUGAGCAACACUUUUCAGAACCAGAUAGACAUCAAUUCCUCUGACCGCAUCGCAACUCCUUGUUGCCAAAGAUCCAAUUGAAGGGUUCAGUUCCAAACACAAAAAAGACAAGAAAUUUGGAAAAAAUUUCACAGACCCAGAUCCGUUCACCAUUGCAGAUAUAAUUGACAGAUUAAUCCCAAAAGAUGGUCACGUGAAGAUGGAAAAUGGGAGUACCUGAAGUGAAAUCAGAGAGUGAGGUCUGAAAUAUGUUCUUCUUCUAAAUUCUUCUUGCUUCUGACAAAAAGGAACAAAAAGAUGAGAACUAGAAGACCCUCUGCAAAUCAGUGAAGCAAAGGUUGACAAGAUUGUCGAAGCUGUUGGAAACUUCGACUCUGUUGUAGUUGUCGACGAUGCUCAGGAGCACCAGCGGGUGAACCACCACCUUCUCGAUCGGUCGAGAUGAUACUUGCUGCGUUUUUAUCACAUCCUGGAAGCUCUUCUUCUCUCCCUGUAGAUCUGGGUUCCGAUCUCACCUGAAACCCUUGCUCCUAGAUCGGCGUUUUGUUGAGUUCAUCUUCCGCUUCCAUCGUCGUGUACUCGUAGAUCUGCAUCAUCCCCUAGAUAUUCUCCCUGAUCUGCGUCCUGAGGUCCAGUGUGGAAAAGAGGUUGAGGUCGCCGGUGUGGAAAGGAGGUUGGGAUGGAGGAGGAUACGAUAGCAGUGGUGAUCGUUGUGAAGGUGGAUACGGUGGUGGCAGUGGUGGUCAUCGAGAGGGUGGAUACGGCGGUGGUUACUGUAGCCAAGGAUAUCUUUCUAGUCUUUAGAUUAUGUUUACUUUUUUACCCUUUUGAGUAUAAAUGAAUCCUAGCCACUCAUUCCAAAGAAUAUUCUUAGAUCCUAAAUCCAAUGGUGUAUAAUCCUGGUCCACCGGUGGACCAGUUUUCUUACUUCCCCACCCUAGUGGGAACCGUAUGUUUUCAUAGUUUCAAACGACGAUGAUAUGUAUAUAUUUCUAAAUUAAAUACUGAGUUAACGGUAUAUUCUGUUUUUUGGAUAAUGUAGAGGGGCCUAAGCCCAAGAGUUGCCUGUAUACAUGCCAUACAUGUUUUGAAAAUGAAUUGAAAAGAGUUCUACA
Messenger RNA from Lotus japonicus, 2941 nucleotides. Its product is annotated as probable prolyl 4-hydroxylase 3. The coding region runs from base 201 to 1061 and encodes 286 amino acids. Gene Ontology annotation, cellular component: endoplasmic reticulum. Lineage: Eukaryota; Viridiplantae; Streptophyta; Magnoliopsida; Fabales; Fabaceae. Gene Ontology annotation, molecular function: L-ascorbic acid binding; iron ion binding; procollagen-proline 4-dioxygenase activity. Gene Ontology annotation, biological process: peptidyl-proline hydroxylation to 4-hydroxy-L-proline. The transcript is spliced from 8 exons. The record is from RefSeq and is a predicted model, not a curated record.